Molecule: messenger RNA, 1007 nt
Organism: Lottia gigantea (owl limpet)
Lineage: Eukaryota; Metazoa; Mollusca; Gastropoda; Lottiidae
Exons: 4
Coding region: 64-810 (248 amino acids)
Source: RefSeq, a predicted model, not a curated record
UGUAGUUCAACAUUAACAAAGAAGUAAAUCAGUAAACGUCAAGCCGUACUAGGAACAGGGAAAAUGUCAAGUGGCUUCCCUUGCAAUCCUAAGAGAAUCAUGUCUUUACCAACUGGUACUAUUAUAAAGUAUAUUGCUUCACACGGUUUGUUCUCAGAAGAAAAGAAAUUCUUUUUAGAAAAAUAUGAGGAAUAUAUUAAUUUCAUGAAAGAUCAUGAUGAUGAAUUACACAAGGAAGACUGUGUUGAUGGUCCAGUUACGAGUUUGUGUGAAAGUGUUUCAGAAAUGUCACCAUUGCUUAUUGGAUUAGUCAUACGUGUUUUUAACUACAUGGAGAAAAUGGAAAAUGAGAGAAUUCAGAGUAAAAUGAUUAGAGAACAUUUAGAAAAAAAGAGUUCUGACAUUUUUGACUCAAACAUUUUCCCGAAAUUUGAGCUUGAUAUAGAAUCGAACAUAACAGUAAGACGAGUGGGCAGAGAGUUGAGAGUUAUCAAGUGUUUUUUUGAAAGUGUUAAAGAUGUUGAAACUUCUACUGAUAGUGACGAUGAAUUUCAGAAUUUUUUGAUAGAAAUAGUUGAUAUAUUGGAAAGUAUGGAAGUACAUCACUCUAUUAUAUGCCAUUUUCUUGAAUUAGAAAUGGACAAUUCUGAGGUAUCAAUUGAAUAUAAUUUAAUUGAUAAUGAAGUUCGCUCUGAACGGUUCCAGCGCCAUUACCAAUUAGCGUGCGUGGCUUUAAAAUAUUUAACAAGCUUAUACAAAGAAUUGGAAAAUGUGUAUAAAAUCCCUGUAUGCGAUUCAAAUUGGUUUUAAACAAAAAAACUCAAAUAACUUGAAAUAGCGCCAGUAUUUAUUCAUAAUUUAUUAGAUAAAGGGGGCUUAAACACAGACAGCGUCGUUCUUUUUUCUUUGCCUUCAAGCGAUAUACUUCCGAUAUAUCGGUGUAUGCAGUGGACGUAUUUUUUUGUAUUUGUCAGACUGCGUAAUAAAAUAUUUUAAAUGACGACCGU